This is a messenger RNA of Lycium ferocissimum, 1295 nucleotides long. RefSeq lists its product as uncharacterized. NCBI's taxonomy places the organism in Eukaryota, Viridiplantae, Streptophyta, Magnoliopsida, Solanales, Solanaceae. The coding region runs from base 206 to 994 and encodes 262 amino acids. The record is from RefSeq and is a predicted model, not a curated record. The transcript is spliced from 2 exons.
ACCGGGUAAACCCAUCCACAUCGUCCCAACCCAAGUCGACAAAAGCAAGUUUAUUAACCCUUACUAUAUUUGAUCCUCUUCAACUCAUUGAGGUUCUUGUUUGGUAGCUAGCUAUAUUCCUUCCUCUCCAUCGAUACCAAUUUGAUACUGGUUCAGAUUAAGAUAAACUCGAAGAGGGGACUCUUCUUUGUUGAGAGUCAAGAUCAUGGCAUCCUCUAAGAAUGAAGAAAGUGGUGCUCAGGAUGCAGCAGAACGGAUCAAGGCUGCAGCCAUGUCAGCUGCAAAAGGUUUGAGUCGUGCUCAGGCUGAGCGUGCUGCUGCUGCUGCUGCUAGAAAUGUCAAUGCUUAUGGCCAGAAGGAAGAAGGACCCAGUCGAUGGCAGGAAAGAAAAGAAGCAAAGAGGCAGAUGUAUUUGAUGAGUACUGAGAAACAGGUGAGACUGGGUGAAAGGAAAGACAAGUCUUCAGGUUCCACGCUUGGUGCAGCUUCACAAUGUCAGAAAUGUUUCCAGGCAGGGCACUGGACUUAUGAGUGCAAGAAUGAGAGGGUGUACAUAUCACGACCUUCUCGUACACAACAACUGAAAAAUCCAAAGUUGAGGAUGAAAGUAUCAAUAUCUUAUGAUCUAGAUAACCCAGACAUUGAGAAGGAGGUGAAGAAUGAAAAAUCUGUGAAGAAGAGUAAGAGGAAGCAUAAGUCUGAUACGGAGUCAGGGACUGGUAGUGAGGCUUCAGUGUUCGAAUCUGACAGUGAGGCAUCAUCAGUUACAGGGUCAGAUUAUUCUUCUGACUCAAGCGAUAGUUCUUCAACUGAUUCAGAGGAAGAGAGGAGGAGGAAAAGGAAGAAUAAGAAGAAGAAGCAGCAGAAGAAGAGAAGACACCGGAAAUACAGUUCAACAUCUGAGUCUUCUGAUUCAUACUCAGAUUCUGGGUCUGAUUCUGAAGAGAGAACUAGCCGUAAGAAGAGCAGCAGGAAGCAUAACAGAAAGCGGUGAAGCAUCAAACAAGAUAUAUGUGGUAUCUGGUCCUCGAAACUUGAAAAUAUUCGUAUUUCUGUUCUAAUGUGAUAAAAGAUCUUUUGAGCAAUGCACCUAAGAUAACUCUAGGAUUUUCCUGUCUCGAAUGAAUAUGGUUUUGUAGAUUUCUGCAUAAGCUUAUGUUGUGGCUGCAGAAUUCAGCGUGGCAAGAGUUGUCUCUUGUAUUUAAUUUUUGCCAUAUGCUUGCUUUCUCAUUUCCCAGCUCUUAUGUGACUGUAUUUCCCUUGCUUGCUUGAAAUUGUCUUACUCAUUUCACUUU